Marmota flaviventris (yellow-bellied marmot) is the source of this 1003-nucleotide messenger RNA. It is a transcript of the gene Tmem70, whose product is annotated as transmembrane protein 70. NCBI's taxonomy places the organism in Eukaryota, Metazoa, Chordata, Mammalia, Rodentia, Sciuridae. The record is from RefSeq and is a predicted model, not a curated record. Gene Ontology annotation, cellular component: mitochondrial membrane. Gene Ontology annotation, biological process: mitochondrial proton-transporting ATP synthase complex assembly.
CCCGACGCGUUGAGGCGUGCUCCCCAAACCGAAGUUGCAGUCUGUAAAGAGCAGCGUCUGGUCGCCGUUGGCCUGUGCUGCGGAGCAGUCCGCCGCCAGUUCCCGUCCGCGGGAUGCUGCUGCUAUCUUUGGGCGGCCAGUGGGCGGCCGGGCUGAGGCCUGGCGGGAAGAGGAUGGCAUGGUGGGCGGCUGCCAUGCUCCGAAGGCCCAGUGUGGCGGUCUCGCGAGCGAUCUACUGCAGCAGGCCCUUGGGGCCGGUCGUCGGCGGGAGCGCGGGGCUGCAAGGAGCCCACCCCCUUCUCCGGCGUCUUGGGCCAGUACAGAUACCUGUUUGUUGGGAUAGGUAUGUUCGAUACUUACAUACACAACUUGACAAAUCAGAAGAUGGAAGGCUGAUUUAUACUGGGAAUCUGGCUCGUGCAGUAUUUGGUGUGAAAUGUUUCUCUUAUUCUACAAGUAUGCUCAGCCUUGCAUUUCUACCAUACAUUUUAGCACAAAAUAAUAUUAUAUUUGGAAGUCUGCCUUUGCAAAUCUUAUUUUAUGGCAUCAUAGGAAGCUUUACAGUGAUCACUCCAGUGCUGCUUCACUUUGUUACAAAAGGCUAUGUUAUUCGGCUAUACCAUGAGGCCACAACGGACACUUACAAAGCCAUUACUUACAGCGUUGUGCUUUCAGAAAAGAGUACGGUAUUUCACCAGAAUGAUGUGAAGAUUCCAGACAGCACACAUCUUUUUACCACAUUUUAUGCUAAAACAAAAUCAUUGUUAGUUAAUCCAGGGCUCUUUCCAAACCCUGAAGACUAUAACCAUCUAAUGGGUUAUGACAAACCAUUCACUUUUGACACAGAAGAAACCAAUGAAAAGAAGCAGUUUGAGGAUGAGAAAUGAGCUUGUUGUUUGUUUUUAUGUUUGUGCUUAAGUGUGAUUUUUGUUUCAUUGUAUGAUAAGAUUGUCUUUACUUUUGUGUUGUUAGUGAUUAAUAAAAAUAAUUUAGAACUACCAGA